UCGAUACAACUACACUGUACUAGUCUAAAAGUUCCCUCUUGCCUUCGCUAUAGCGGUAGCGGUAGACGUGGCCUGGCAUCCCGCAUUCCGAAAACAAUCACAGCUCUGCUGGGAAUAGUGACGGAUUCGGUGACCAUGGCGUAGUGUCAUCGUAGCCGUCAUCCGCCUGAUCGUUCCUUUACCCAAGGCAACAACAUCUCGUCGAAACAUCUCGAUCCUCUUCUCUCGUCGGCAACAUGGAGAACGAUUACUCUGAUAUCCGAGUUGUAGAGAAGGUGCGAGACGUCCUCAAAUGGCCCACCGAUACUGUGGAAAUUGAUUAUGUGGAUCCGAAUGACAGCUCCAAAGUAGAGUAUCCUCACACCAUUAUAGUUUUCUUUCCGGGGAAUCCUGGUCUUGUUGGGUGGUACAUACCGAGUCUCUUGAAUUUGGUGAAACGAGCAGGACGAGGCUUUGCUGCCAGAGGUGUGUCCUAUGCUGGCCAUGGAACACCAGAUGAUAUUGCCAAUGUGGAAAAAUGGCUCUCACGGAAGGAAGAACGGGAUACCGACCUAGCAUUCACUGUGGAUGGACAGAUUGUUCACAAGGAAAACUACAUGGAUAUGCUGGAACAAGAAAUGCUAGAGCAUCCCAACAAAAAGACUGCCUCACGACCACGCUACAUCUUUCUUGCCCACUCCAUUGGAUGUCACAUGAUUCAACGAUUGCUGAUCCGACGGAUGGAUAUCUUGCGACAAACAGAUCUGGUCUUGUACAUGAUGCCCUUUAGCCGCAUGAAAUCCCAUGCUUGGUCAGAGUAUUUGUUGUUCAAAUUGUCCGCUAUGCCUGAACCGGUCAUUGGGCACGCCCAAUCAUUGAUGAGGGUAUUGGCAGCCUUGCCCGUUCAUUUCUUGGAUACAUUGCUCAAGGGCGAUAUCACAUGUCCCAAUGGUCGACGCAUCACAGUAGACUUGUUACAACAGGUCCACUUUGGACGCAACUGGUUCGAGUUGGGCAUGGAAGAGGUCAGGGAUCUGCCAGAAGUUCCUGAUUUUCCAGCAUUUCGAAUCAUUGGAGAAUACUGUCCAAUAUGCAUCCUUUUUGUGGGAAACGACAAGUGGGCUCCAGAAUUUCAUAUCAAGGAUUUGGAAGACUUGCAAGCCAAGGGCGUGAUACCCAAGAACAUCCACACUGCCUACCUGCCACAACUUGUGCAUGACUACGUUGUUCGUCCUCACAUGGUCGUACCUGUGGAUGACUUUUGUUUUGACGCCAUUCAAAAGCACGUGCUGGAGGCAAGGAAUCCCCAGUCACGGCUGUGAGGAAACGGUGGAAAAAGAAUUCAUCAUGGCUGCUUACAAUGUAUAGUUUGUUAGCUAGCUAGCUAGUACAUGUAGAUACGGUAGCCCUUCCAAAGAUCCAAUAUGGAGGCUGCAUCUCUUCAAAGAAGUCGAGUCUCAGCGUUGCUUCACAG
This is a messenger RNA of Seminavis robusta, 1453 nucleotides long. Lineage: Eukaryota; Bacillariophyta; Bacillariophyceae; Naviculales; Naviculaceae. The record is from the annotation of a GenBank genome assembly.